Molecule: messenger RNA, 1079 nt
Organism: Myotis myotis
Lineage: Eukaryota; Metazoa; Chordata; Mammalia; Chiroptera; Vespertilionidae
Product: histone H2A type 1-H
Exons: 1
Coding region: 28-414 (128 amino acids)
Cellular component (GO): nucleosome
Molecular function (GO): protein heterodimerization activity; DNA binding; structural constituent of chromatin
Source: RefSeq, a predicted model, not a curated record
CCCCUUGCAGUGAAGUUUGUAGCCAGAAUGUCCGGCCGCGGCAAGCAGGGCGGCAAGGCGCGCGCCAAGGCCAAGACGCGGUCCUCGCGGGCCGGGCUGCAGUUCCCCGUGGGCCGCGUGCACCGGCUGCUCCGCAAGGGCAACUACGCCGAGCGCGUCGGGGCGGGCGCGCCCGUGUACCUGGCGGCGGUGCUGGAGUACCUGACGGCCGAGAUCCUGGAGCUGGCGGGCAACGCGGCGCGCGACAACAAGAAGACGCGCAUCAUCCCGCGCCACCUGCAGCUGGCCAUCCGCAACGACGAGGAGCUCAACAAGCUGCUGGGCAAGGUGACCAUCGCGCAGGGCGGCGUGCUGCCCAACAUCCAGGCCGUGCUGCUGCCCAAGAAGACCGAGAGCCACCACAAGGCCAAGUAAGGAGAAAGCCCGUUAGGAGCCUGGACGACAAAGGCUCUUUUCAGAGCCACUGACACUUUCAGAAAAAGCUGGGACGGUAACUUGUCCUAUUCUCUCGGCAGGAGUUUCCACUUAGCAUUUAACUCCAGGGAAAGUUAGAGUUUGAUUUGUUUACUUAAAAUAUGCGGGCGUUCCUGAAGCCACGUUGGUAAAUUCCUGGCCCUGUUUCUUCGGGACAGCUGUGUUCAUGCCCUGAAUUCCAGCAGGUGAGGAUACAGCAAGGAAUGCAACCUUGGGAAUUGCCCGCCUAGGAACCCAGGGGGGAAAACAAAUAGGCAUAAUGCAGCUGUUUAGACAGAGAAUGAGUGGAGGUAAACGCUGUAGGUAAAGGCCCCGCAUGACCAGAGUCCUACCUAACGGAGAAGAGGAGUGAGCCCAGCAGAUGUUCGGGGAAGAGGACGCCAAAGAGGUGAAAACGCAAAGGCCUUGACAGGAAGUGUGUUUGGCCCGUGGGAACAGUCCAUGAGGCUAUGAGGUCAAAGGUGGGCAUGGGGGUGAAAUGGGACCAUAAAUAUAGGACUUUGUGGGGUGUGUACAUUAUGCACAAGUAUUUAGCUCGGUCGGUGUGGCUCCGUGGUAGAGCACUGACCUAUGAACCAGGAGGUCACAGUUCUAUUCCUGGUCAG